GAUACAGUACAGCCUACAGCGUGACCCCGUCUCGUCUCGGCCUGUCCCCGCCGCUCACCCCCGUCUCGCUCUGUCCCCUCCUGCCCCGGCGUCGUGCAAACGCGGCUCGCAGCGGCAACCGGGCCCCUGGCUGGCGCGCGUCGGUAUAAAACGAGGCGCUCAGCAAAGGGAGUGAGCAGAUCAGCAGACUGCGCUGCGCUGCACACCGUCGUCAGAGAGUACUUUGCAAACGCCACCACGCGGGUGCUCUCUCGCUAGCUCCUCGUCGGCUCGUCUCCCGACCUGCAAUGGCGCCUACGCCGACGACGACAGAAGCGGCGGCGGAGCAGCAGCAGCAGCUCCCGAGGAAGGUGCUGGGGCUCGCGGCGCACGACGCCUCCGGCAACCUCACCCCCAUCCGCAUCUCACGAAGGAACACCGGAGACGACGAUGUGGCCAUAAAAGUGCUAUACUGCGGCAUUUGCCACUCCGACCUGCACACCAUCAAGAACGACUGGAAGAACGCCAUCUACCCUGUCGUUGCUGGGCACGAGAUAACCGGGCUGGUGACGGAGGUGGGCAAGAACGCGGAAGGUUCCUUCAAGGCCGGCGACAGGGUGGGCGUCGGGUGCAUGGUGAACAGCUGCCGGUCCUGCGAGAGCUGCGAGGAAGGGUCGGAGAACUACUGCUCCAAGGUCGUCUUCUCCUACAACUCCCUCGACAGGGACGGCACCGUCACCCGUGGCGGCUACUCGGACACUGUCGUCGUCGACGCCCGCUUCGUCGUCCGCUUCCCGGACGCCCUGCCGCUCGACGCCGGCGCGCCGCUCCUCUGCGCGGGCGCGUCCGUGUACGCGCCCAUGACGCGCCACGGCCUUGCCGCGCCCGGCAAGCACGUCGGCGUGAUCGGCCUCGGCGGGCUGGGCCACGUCGCCGUGAAGUUCGCCAGGGCGUUCGGGGCCAAGGUGACCGUGAUCAGCACGUCCCCCGGGAAGCGGGAGGAGGCGCUGGACAAGGUGGGCGCCGACGCCUUCGUGCUCAGCGGCGACCCGGCGGAGAUGAAGGCCGCUGCGGGCACCAUGCACGGCAUCAUCAACACGGCUUGCGCGGGCGGCGCGGUUUCCAUGUACCAGUACUUCGCGCUCCUUAGGCCCCAUGGCAAGAUGAUCCUCGUCGGCCUCCCCGAGAAGCCCCUGCAGGUCCCCGCCUUCGCUCUCGUCGGCGGCGGCAAGACUCUGGCCGGGAGCUUCAUCGGGAGCGUCAGGGAGACGCAAGAGAUGCUCGACUUCGCCGCCGAGCAUGGGGUGGCAGCCGAUGUCGAGGUCAUCGGCGCGGGCGAGGUGAACACGGCCAUGGAGCGCCUGGCCAAGGGCGACGUCAGGUACCGCUUCGUCAUCGACGUUGGCAACACCCUCAAGGCGGAUUGACUAAGGAGCUUGCUGGUCUCGGCUCUGUAGCGCAAUCUGGCGGCGAGAUCAGUGGCCAAAGCCAACGAUAAUAAUAUACCUCGUCCCUACUGGCGUCAAUAAAGAGUGGUAGUAUAUGAUUGUGCUCAAUCCUGUCUUAAUAUAUACAGUGAUGUAUCCUGCAGAUAUUGUGUAAUAUGGGAAGUUGGGAAUGGGUUCUCUGAGACAGUGAGAGUUGAGAUAACGAUGCAGUAUGUAACAUCUGUUCUUCGUAUAAGAUGAAACACCUUAUAAUUAAUAUAUGCCACAAAUUAAGUGUGAA
This is a messenger RNA of Brachypodium distachyon (stiff brome), 1707 nucleotides long. RefSeq names its product cinnamyl alcohol dehydrogenase 7. The record is from RefSeq and is a predicted model, not a curated record. NCBI's taxonomy places the organism in Eukaryota, Viridiplantae, Streptophyta, Magnoliopsida, Poales, Poaceae. Gene Ontology annotation, molecular function: cinnamyl-alcohol dehydrogenase activity; zinc ion binding. The transcript is spliced from 4 exons. The coding region runs from base 288 to 1406 and encodes 372 amino acids. Gene Ontology annotation, biological process: lignin biosynthetic process.